This is a messenger RNA of Porites evermanni, 528 nucleotides long. Lineage: Eukaryota; Metazoa; Cnidaria; Anthozoa; Scleractinia; Poritidae. The record is from the annotation of a GenBank genome assembly.
AUGAACAACACUUUUUUCAACGCAGAAGUGAUUUUGAAAGUUGUCCUGACCUAUGCAGUUCCACUCGUUGUCAUAGCAAUCUUGUAUUUUCUGAUCUCCAAGUUUCUUUGGACGCGCAAGCCACCAGUGAGUGACGUAAAUCAACAAGCUUACAUCAAACAAGUGAAGAAACGUAAGACGUUGAUCAAAAUGUUGAUAACAGUUGUCACGGUGUUUGCCGUCUGUUGGUUCCCUAUACACGUCAGUCACAUAAUGCCUGAGUUUUACCGAGACGAAUACUUCGAUAUUCCAAUGGUUUUCAGAUGGCUGUUCUUCUGGCUUGCGCAUGCCAAUGCUGCAAUUCAUCCCUGGCUGUUUAUUGCUUUUGGUGAACAUCUCAGACGAGGAGCAAAUGAGAUAUAUUGGCAUCUCCUAAACAAACUGAGAUUGUGUACCGGGUCCACUCCAAAUCCAGGCACCAACGAUAAUCCUCUGCCCAGAUGUGUCACCCCAAAAGGCCACGGUCGUACUGCUGAACAAGAUACCUGA